AUGGAUUUACAAACUCGAGCCGACAAUCUUCUUGGUAAUUUGAAUAUAAAUUUAAUCCAUGUACCUCCUACUAUCGAGGAAGUUAUAAAUUAUUAUUCAAAUGUUAAAAAAUAUCCCACCCGUAAACGUGGUAGAAAUGAAGAUUGUACUGGAUUUAAAAUAUUUAAAAUUAAUGUGGCCAAUCACAGUAGAAUAUUGGGUGAAAAUAACCAUUUCAUAAUAAGUAAUGUUUCCAAUCUUUUGUGGAAGCAUAGCCAACCAUGGCAAAGAAUUUUAUAUACUGAUAUGGCGAAAAGAUUAAAGGCUCUUAUGGAAUAA
Molecule: messenger RNA, 318 nt
Organism: Diversispora eburnea
Lineage: Eukaryota; Fungi; Glomeromycota; Glomeromycetes; Diversisporales; Diversisporaceae
Source: the annotation of a GenBank genome assembly